AAAAACUGCACCAAUUAAACAAUUCAAUCAAACCCAUCAAAGAAAAAUGGAUUUCUCACUCUCCACUUUCAACUUUUUUUUCUUGUAAAUAGUAAAUUCCAUGAAUCCUCCAAAACAAAACGAUCCAUUAACCAUUUCUCAGAAGACACACAGUUCUUCUUUCUAAUUCAUUCGAUUGAAGAUGAAGAUGAAGAUGAAUAUGAAGAUGAAGAUGGUUUUUAGUGUAGCUUCCAUUAUUCUGAUUUCAAUGGCGGAUUCUAGAGCUUGUAAUUUUCCGGCCAUUUAUAAUUUCGGCGAUUCCAAUUCCGAUACCGGUGGAAUCUCCGCCGCGUUUUACCCAACCAUAUUGCCCUGCGGUCAGACGUUCUUCCACAAAACCGCCGGUCGGGGUUGCGACGGCCGCCUCAUCAUCGAUUUCAUUGCUAAGCAACUAGAGUUACCGUAUUUAAGUGCGUACCUCAAUUCUAUUGGAACAAAUUUUCGACAUGGUGCAAAUUUUGCAACCGGUGGUUCCACAAUUCGACGUCAGAACGAAUCAGUAUUUGAGAAUGGAAUUAGUCCGUUUUCACUUGAUAUUCAAGUCGUUCAAUUUCGUCAAUUCAAGAAUCGCACAAUUGAUCGAUACGUCGAAGCAAUAGAUGACUCCAUUAGAAGUACUCUUCCUGUACCAGAAGAAUUCUCCAAGGCUCUUUUCACCAUCGAUAUUGGCCAAAACGAUCUAUCGGCUGGAUUUCGAAAAAUGACGAACGACCAAUUUCGAAAAGCGAUUCCUGAUAUCAUCAAUGAGUUUGCAACCGCUGUUGAAGAUUUAUAUAAAGAAGGAGCAAGGGCAUUUUGGGUACACAACACUGGGCCCAUUGGGUGCAUUCCGGUGGCAAUUCGCAGCGUUUCCAAUCCCAAGGAGGGAGAUUUGGAUCGAAACGGCUGCGUUAAGGAACAAAACGACGCCGCUUUGGAGUUCAAUAGACAGCUUAAAGAACGGGUGGUUAAGUUAAGAGCAAAUCUGUUAGAUGCCUCUCUUGUUUACGUGGAUGUGUAUGCAGCUAAGAUCAAACUCAUAGCUAAUGCAAAGGAAGAAGGAUUUAUGGAGAAGGGAGCAAUAUGUUGUGGAUAUCACGAAGGCCUUAACCAUGUGUGGUGUGGGAACAGAAAAACCAUAAAUGGUAGCGAAGUGUAUGCUGGAUCUUGUGAAGAUCCUUCAAAAUUCAUCAGUUGGGAUGGAGUCCACUAUACUGAAGCUGCAAACCAAUGGAUUGCUAAUCAAAUUGUUAAAGGCUCAUUUUCCGACCCCCAAGUUCCCAUCAUGCACGCUUGUCGUUGAUUUUCUAUUGUUUCAUCGAGUUUUCACAGCUAUGAUCUAUUGACACACUUAUAACAUCUCCUUUACAACGUAUACACGUUUGAAAGAAGUUUUGUUGAUAGCAAAUUAACUUGUAGAGAUGUUAAUAUAUUAUAUUAGUUGUGUGUUUAAACUUUUAUUUGUAUUUGAAUUAUAAUAUUUACUAAUUUGAUAAUUAGAACGAACAAAACUGAAAUUAACCCA
This is a messenger RNA of Cucumis sativus (cucumber), 1543 nucleotides long. RefSeq names its product GDSL esterase/lipase At5g14450. NCBI's taxonomy places the organism in Eukaryota, Viridiplantae, Streptophyta, Magnoliopsida, Cucurbitales, Cucurbitaceae. Bases 182 to 1321 code for a protein of 379 amino acids. The record is from RefSeq and is a predicted model, not a curated record. The transcript has 5 exons. Gene Ontology annotation, molecular function: hydrolase activity, acting on ester bonds.